AUGUCCGCCCCUCGCUCUUUGGGGGCCAUUGGCUCUGCAGCCCUCCGGCCGCGCCCGCAACCACAGCUCCGAUGCCUCCGGUCCGCCGCCCCAGCAACCAUCGCCACGGAGCCGACAUGCCCUCUGGGACGGCGAGCCUUCACCGCCCCCACAAGCUGCAAAACCCAACCAUCGCAAACCCCCCAGUCUCAAGCACGACGACCACGAGCAGCACCUGCAACCACGCUCUCACCAUCAUCCUCCCUAUCCCGUCGCGCCUACCACUCGGCCGACCACCCGUCAGAGGACGCCCUCCCCUUCGGCAAGACCGAGACCGCCAUCCUGACUGCGGCCUACGCCCACAUCCCCGAGCACGGCUUCACCGACCGCGCCCUCGCUCUCGGCGCCCACGACGCCGGUCUGCCAGACAUCUCCACCACCAUCCUGCCCGGCGGCGCCUUUGCCCUCGUCCGCUGGCACCUCGUCACCCGUCGCCGUGAGCUGGAGGCCCGCGCCAGGGAGUUCUUCCCCGCCGCCGCUACGAAUGCGUCCAAGCCGUUGACGCAGGCGCAGGUCAACGCCCGCGCUGAGCAGCUCACCUGGGCGCGGUUGCAUGCCAACCGCCCCGUCAUCGGCCGUUGGCAAGAGGCCCUCGCCAUAAUGGCCCAACCGAGCUGCGCCCCUGAGGCCCUCAAGGAGCUCGCCAAGCUCGCCGACGACAUUUGGUUCCUGGCCGGCGACGCCGCCGUAGACCCUUCGUGGUACACCAAGCGUGCCGCCCUGUCAGCCACGUACGCCGCGACCGAGCUCUUCAUGACCAACGACCGCUCGCCCGACUUUGGUGAGACCCGCGAGUUCCUGGCACGCCGCUUCGCCGACGCCGCCGAGGUCAGCGGUGCCAUUGGGUCCGUGGGCCAGUGGCUCGGCUUCACUGCCAGCGCUGGCGUCAACGUCUUGAGGAGCAAGGGCGUCAGGAUAUGA
Molecule: messenger RNA, 960 nt
Organism: Pyricularia grisea
Lineage: Eukaryota; Fungi; Ascomycota; Sordariomycetes; Magnaporthales; Pyriculariaceae
Exons: 2
Coding region: 1-960 (319 amino acids)
Biological process (GO): ubiquinone biosynthetic process
Cellular component (GO): mitochondrial inner membrane
Molecular function (GO): lipid binding
Source: RefSeq, a predicted model, not a curated record